AUGUCUUACCGGCCCAAUUACCGAGGUGGACGAAGGGGUGGAGCCGCAUCUUCCGGGCGUGGCGCUGGCGGCGGCCGUGGUGGGCGCGGAGGGGGAGGGCAGAGAUGGUGGGACCCUGCAUGGCGAGCCGAGCGCCUGAGACAAAUACAGGGCGAGAAGGAAGUAUUUGAUGAGAACGAAUGGUGGGAUAAGAUUGAAAAGAUGAAAAGAGGAGGAGAGCAAGAGAUGAUCAUUAAGCGUAAUUAUGGUCGUGAAGGCCAGCAAACCCUCGCUGAUAUGGCUUAUGAACUUGGGCUGCACUUCCAUGCAUAUAACAAAGGGAAAACUCUUGUCGUUAGCAAAGUUCCAUUGCCUGAUUACCGUGCUGAUCUUGAUGAACGUCAUGGAUCCACACAGAAGGAGAUUAAAAUGUCCUCAGACAUUGAGAGGAGGGUAGGAUCUCUUUUGAAUAAUACACAACCCAAGGAGGCAGGAUCAGUUAAUGUGCCUUCCACAACAGCCAAUGAGAAGCCUAAGCAAACAAUAAGUACUAUGAAACCUGUUCCUGCUGACCAGACUGAUUCUUCCAAUGAGAAACUUUGCGUUGAACUCAAAGAAAGACAGGGGAAAAUGCAGGCAAGUGAUAGUUUGAAGACAAUGAAGUCAUUUCGGGAAAAUCUUCCUGCAUUUAAAAUGAAGUCCGAGUUUCUGAAAACAGUUAAAGAAAAUCAGGUAUUGGUAGUUUCAGGAGAGACAGGUUGUGGCAAAACAACUCAACUGCCACAGUUCAUUCUAGAAGAGGAGAUAUCCUGUUUACGUGGAGCUAGUUGCAACAUAAUUUGUACUCAGCCUCGUCGUAUAUCUGCAAUUUCUGUUGCAGCUCGAGUAUCAGCUGAAAGGGGUGAGAGUCUUGGUGAAACAGUUGGUUACCAAAUUCGCCUUGAAGCAAAGCGUUCUGCUCAAACACACCUCUUAUUUUGCACUACUGGUGUAUUGCUUCGCCGGCUGGUUCAAGAUCCCAAGUUAACUGGGAUUAGUCAUUUGAUGGUAGAUGAAAUCCAUGAAAGAGGAAUGAAUGAAGACUUUUUAAUCAUAAUUUUGCGUGACCUUCUGCCUCGCCGUCCAGAUCUGCGUCUCAUUCUAAUGAGUGCCACCAUUAAUGCUGACUUAUUCUCUAAGUACUUUGCCAAUGCCCCAACAAUACACAUACUGGGAUUUACAUUCCCGGUGGCAGAGCUCUUCCUAGAAGAUGUACUGGAGAAAACCCGAUACAGCAUCAAGUCAGAGUUUGACAGUUUUGAGGGGAAUUCAAGGAGGAGGAGAAAACAAGAAGCUCCUAAAAAGGAUCCUCUGACUGAAUUGUUUGAGGAUAUUGAUAUAGAUAAUCACUAUAAAAAUUACAGUUUAUAUGCUAGAAAGUCUCUUGAAGCUUGGUCUGGUUUGAAGGUUGAUUUGGGCUUGGUAGAGGCAACAAUUGAAUAUAUAUGUCGAAAUGAAGGUGAUGGAGCAAUUCUUGUAUUUCUUACUGGUUGGGAUGAUAUUUCCAAACUACUUGACAAACUUAAAGGAAAUAACUUUCUUGGAGAGCCUAGCAAGUUUUCAAUUCUUCCUUUACAUGGUUCAAUGCCUACCAUGAACCAACGUGAAAUAUUUGACCGCCCUCCUCCUAACAAGAGAAAAAUUGUAAUAGCUACAAACAUUGCUGAGAGUAGCAUCACCAUAGAUGAUGUUGUAUAUGUCAUUGACUGUGGAAAAGCAAAGGAGACUAGCUAUGAUGCUUUAAACAAGCUUGCCUGUCUGUUGCCAUCAUGGAUUUCAAAGGCUUCAGCUCAUCAGAGACGAGGGCGUGCUGGUCGUGUACAGCCUGGAGUUUGUUUUAGGUUAUAUCCAAAAGUGAUCCAUGAUGCAAUGCCUCAGUAUCAGUUGCCUGAAAUUCUCCGAACGCCGUUGCAAGAGUUGUGCCUGCACAUCAAAAGUUUGCAGCUUGGUACUGUGGGAUCAUUUCUCGCAAAAGCACUUCAACCACCAGAUCCUCUUGCUGUUGAGAAUGCUAUUGAACUUCUGAAAACAAUUGGGGCAUUAGAUGAUGAGGAGCAGCUCACUCCACUGGGUCGGCAUCUUUGCACCAUACCCUUGGACCCAAAUAUAGGGAAGAUGCUUCUGAUGGGUUCUAUUUUUCAAUGUCUCAAUCCUGCCUUGACGAUAGCUGCUGCUCUUGCAUAUCGUGACCCAUUUGUCUUGCCCAUAAACAGAAAAGAAGAAGCUGAUGAGGCAAAGCGAUCUUUUGCUGGUGAUUCUUGCAGCGAUCACAUAGGCCUUCUGAAAGCAUUUGAAGAAUGGAAGGAUGCAAAACGUAAAGGACAGGACAGGCAAUUUUGUUGGGAUAAUUUUCUAUCUUCAGUAACCUUGCAGAUGAUUGAUGAUAUGAGAAUGCAGUUUCUCAGUUUAUUAUCAGACAUUGGAUUUGUUGACAAAUCCCGGGGUGCUAAUGCUUACAACCAAUACAGCCAUGAUCUGGAGAUGGUUUGCGCAAUUCUUUGUGCAGGGCUCUACCCAAAUGUUGUGCAGUGCAAAAGAAGAGGAAAACGGACAGCUUUCUACACUAAAGAAGUUGGGAAAGUUGAUAUUCAUCCUGCAUCUGUCAAUGCAGGGAUUCAUCUCUUCCCUCUGCCCUAUAUGGUGUAUAGUGAAAAGGUUAAAACGACCAGCAUUUAUAUUAGGGACUCAACAAACAUAUCAGAUUAUGCUCUGCUUCUGUUUGGUGGUAAUCUUACGCCGAGUAAAACUGGGGAGGGCAUUGAGAUGCUAGGAGGUUACCUUCAUUUCUCUGCUUCUAAGAGUGUCAUUGAGCUAAUAAGGAAAUUGCGCGGGGAGCUUGACAAACUAUUAAACAGGAAGAUUGAAGAACCAGGAUUCGACAUUUCUGCUGAAGGAAAGGGGGUGGUCGCUGCUGCUGUUGAACUACUGCAUAGUCAGAAUGUAAGAUGAUCUAUUUUCUAGGACUGACGGCAUCCAGUUUGAAUCCUUCAAUUCAGGGAAAAUUUAUUGCGGGUGCCAUAUUGUUCGCGCGACUGUGGGAUUGCGUCUGUGUGGAGGCUUCGCGUCGCCUCCCUCUGUAAGGAAGCAAUCCCAUAUGGGGCUCCCAAGAGAGUGGCUCCCGUUCAUGCUCUUCCCAGAUAUUAUUUAGGACGAUAGAAAUAUAGACAGUCUUGGUAGCAAUGUCGUCUCCUCUAGAGUCCCUGUGCUCGAUUUGUCCUCAAUGGAUUAUACGUGUGUUGUAAUUGACCAAUAGUAAUCAUAGCAAUCAUUUUAAGCUUGACUGAUUUGCGGAAUGAGAAGGUAUGUAAUGAAAAGUAAAUACAUCAAAUUGAUUAUAAAAUUAAAAAAAAAAUAAGUUUUGUAUUCUGUAA
This is a messenger RNA of Neltuma alba, 3389 nucleotides long. RefSeq names its product DExH-box ATP-dependent RNA helicase DExH1. The record is from RefSeq and is a predicted model, not a curated record. Gene Ontology annotation, cellular component: intracellular anatomical structure; nucleus. Gene Ontology annotation, molecular function: RNA binding; helicase activity; ATP binding. The transcript is spliced from 16 exons. The coding region runs from base 1 to 2967 and encodes 988 amino acids. Lineage: Eukaryota; Viridiplantae; Streptophyta; Magnoliopsida; Fabales; Fabaceae.